AUGCAAACGGAAGAGCAGGACAAGAGGGCGAAAGGAGGAAGCAGUAAGAGGGAGGUGUCAAAACCAUACGUUCUUUGUAUAUUUGCUAACAUCUGCUUUGCAGGGUUCCCUGUUGUCAUUAAGGUCUCUCUAGACAAAGGCAUGAGCUGUUAUGUGCUUGUGGUUUAUGGCCAUGCUUUUGGAACGCUAGCAACUGCUCUUCUUGCACUUCUUUUUGAGAGCCUGCAUAAAAAUAUGGCACCCUCCUCCAAUAUGAACAGUAUCCUAUGGCGUCUGAUUAACCAUAACCUAUCUCGUGACAGGAAAAAUGAGAGCAAAAUCAGUGUUCCAAUCAUUCGAAAUGUCUUCUUCUUGGGCCUGCUGGGAGGAGUGUUGGGAAGAACAUUGAAUUACAUGGGACUGGAAUACACUUCACCAGCUAUUGCAUCUGCUAUGGGCAACCUUAUUCCAUGUUUUACCUUUAUCAUAGCAGUUUUGUGCAGGAUGGAAAAAUUUGAUAUUACAAAGCUUGGUACCCAAGCCAAGAUUGGGGGAACUCUUAUCGCCUUUGCCGGUGCAGCACUGAUGACGCUAUACAAGGGAAUUGCUGUGAUUUCAAUGCACACUCAAGCCUCCCAUCAAUCUGCUACUUCCAAAUCAUCAGUAGACAGAGACUGGAUAAAGGGCUCCCUUAUUCUUCUUGUUUCAUAUUUUUCCUCAUCAGCAUUCUACAUCUUACAGACAACAACAAUCGAAAUGUAUCCUGCACCUAUUACUCUUACAUCGAUAACGUGCUUAUCGGGGACUCUACUCACGGCGAUCAUGGCAGCAAUUCUAGAUCAUGAAGCAUCCUCUUGGAAGCUGUCAUGGGACAGUACACUUCUUGCUCCUUUGUACAGUGGAGUUUUGAUUUUUGGAAUCACCAUUUAUGUGCAAACAUUAGUUGUAAAAACAAGAGGCCCAGUUUUCAUGACAGCAUUUAGACCACUAUCCACAAUUGUUGCAGCUAUAAUGGGGCUAUUCGUUUUAAGAGAAGCUAUAUACUUGGGAAGUAUUUUAGGAGCUUCCUUGAUUAUUGUUGGUUUGUCUGCAACUCUCUGGGGAAAGAACAAAGAGAAAGAGAAGAACCCAUUGGAGGAUGCUACAUCUCAAGAAAUUUGUGAGAUCCAAUUAGAAAAUUAA
This is a messenger RNA of Prunus armeniaca (apricot), 1161 nucleotides long. NCBI's taxonomy places the organism in Eukaryota, Viridiplantae, Streptophyta, Magnoliopsida, Rosales, Rosaceae. The record is from the annotation of a GenBank genome assembly.